ACUUCCCAUAAAACAGUGAGCUCGAGCACCUCGGUCUCCAUGACAGUCUUGUUAUUGUUGUUUAGUAGAUAAUCAUGGAUGGAUGAAGAAUACAACUGCUUUUCUCUCCAAUAAACCCUUCCUAAUAUAUAAGUCGACGAUAUGGUGGAAUAAUCCAAAUUUUCAUGUUCUCGGACUCUUUUCUCUCAUUCACACAAGGUUUGAUAGAUCAGGUUCGGCCCAGCUCAGUGCUGGAAACUGCACAUUUUCUCACAGCUCAGUUGUGAUCCAGUCCGUGUGGUUCCUGUUUAUUUGUGAAGAAUGAGAGAGGAGCGGCGGUGCAGCGGUCGGGUCCGGACACAGGAGGCUCGGAGUCGGAUCACAGGCUUGAUGGAGGAGAUGCGCCUGUAACAGCAUCAGGAGGAUGAUUUCACGAUACAGCCGUCGGCCUGUAUCUCACAACCUAGAGAUUCGUGGUUUGUCCCGCAGUGGUCUGGACCAGCAUCCUCUUCCAGAGGAGGCAGAUGAUGAUACUGUGCAUCCUCCCAGACUCCUGCAUGAUCUACGGGAGGACAUGUCCUCAUACAGCAGGUCUGAGGAGUCCUCUGCAUCAUCCAUCAGAUCAGGAUGUCAGACACUCACCACAGAUGACACAGCUCAGUCUUGGUCUGGUAUCCAUAGUUACACAGGAACUGGCAUCUCUACAGAACGCAGCUCUGUCUUUUCGUGGGGCUACGAUGAAUUUGAUAAAGCCGCUUCCAGGCAGGUCCAGCAGAUGUUUGAAGAGAUUGAAGAACUGUUGUAUGAGAGGAAAUGUGAAACUCAGCUCAAAGGCCUGCAGGAAGAGUGUCAAGAGUGGGCUUCACGAUUCCCUCAUCUACGGAUCCUCGGAGCGCAGCUGGUGUGUCCUACAGAUGAAGGAUUCCAGUGGUACGCCACACCAGCUCUCACGCCCAUCCCCUCCAGUGGCGGCCAGAGCAAAGAGAUAACCGGCAAUGAGUUGUGUGUGCAGGGUCGGAGGGCUGUUUUGUGUCGGCCCUCUGUGGAGGUGACCCACCCUAGUGUCACGCCCAGCUGUAACCAUGGAGAUGAGUUGCCCAGGGUGAUUGAGGCCGAGGGGCUGAUAGAAGAGUAUCUCGCUUUCGACUGCAGGGACCUGGACGAGGAAUGGGAACGUGAGUAUGUGAGCAGACGGCGGAGGCGCUGCCUGCCCCCUGUCUCGCCCUAUCGCUGUCGUCGGGAGGCGGUUCUUGAUCUGCUGUUUGAUGAUGUGUGGCGUGAGCUCAUUGGCUGGAUGGAGGAGCUUGUACGUAGGCAUUGGGAGGGUUCUGUGUCAGAUGAUGAGAAGAAUGCCGUGGCCCUCAGCCCUGCGUGCCCCGAUACCCAGAAUCCUUUUUUGCUGCUGUCCAAUGUCUCACCAGUGCUUCCUCCACUGUCACAGAGCAGAACACAGCAGCUCACAGCCAGCUUGCAGGCCCAGAGCUCAAAGUCAUGGGGUUCAAAGCACAAGUCAAGACGGAAAUCCAAAAAGCAGAGAAAGUCAUCGACUACCAGUCGAGUGCCUGUAGGGGCGGCGGUUGCUCAUCACAAUCUCAAUGACCUCAUCAUGAUACAUGGCAUUCCACUGCAGCAGAGGAACCUGGGAACUCUGGACCGAAUAACUCAGGAAUCUGAGGAGAAAGUUUCUCAUCGUCCCGGGUCUAGUGUCAUUCCCACCAGUAAACCUCGGCCUCGUCGUGCGCUGGAACAAAGCACUUCCUCCUUGACUCGCCCCCCUCAGUCGGCACGGCGACGGAACCCACCUCCUCGCACUCUGAUGCCAUUGACGUCCAGUGUAACGCAGCCCAUCACAACUGGCUCCAUGGAAGAGGUGGUUAGAGGCACAAGAUUGACGACCGCCAGCGAUCGUUUGGCCUCUCCUCCAAUGCCUCUCAGCAGAAACACACUUCUCCCUCCCAUCGGCACAGGAGACACAGACCACACCUACCCCGGGCAGCACUCACGGCUUAUGCAGAAGCAGAGAGGCUCCUCCAGUCGUGCACAUAGUGCAGUGACUGACGAGGGUGUCAGUCUGCAGCCCCGGGACAAAAUGCACUUGCUGGAUGUGUUUUCCAGACCCAACACCACACACACCUUUAGGUCAGACACUCCUUACCGCCGUUCAUUUACUGGAAUAGACAACGCCGGGCAGGGACGACCUGGCAGAGCGUCUGUUGGCGUAGAUUCUCUGGGAAUUGGUGUGACUGGAAUCAGUUUGGGCAUCAGCAGUUCCUCCUUCAUAGACUCAUUUUCCCAUCAUCCCCUUGGCCACUUCCCCAUUGAGCAUGAGGAGGAGUCAGAUGCAAAAGCUCAGCCCCCGGCACGUUCCCACAACAAAGGCGGUACGACGGCACGCAGUAGCAGACCAGGGCUUUAACACAAAAUACAUGUACACACACACACACACACACACACACACACACACACACAAUCUCCCUCACCUUCUUGAACCAAACUCACCUCAGCACUGACGCAACUUUUCUUCAGUACUGACAGACGCUUUAUACGUCUGCUGGACUUUUGUAUGACAUGCCGUUUUGGCGUGGACUUUAUUUAUGGCCGCUGUUGUUAUUAUUAAUAGUAUUGUUAUUCAUGUUGUUGUUUGAAAUUUUCUAAAAUCCUAUUUUUGUAUAUUGGACUAUUCAGCUUCAUAUGGCUGCCAAAUACAGGAAACUGUCUAUCCAUUACAUCUGUAGAUGUACUGUACAUGCUGUACUGUAUGGAGUAACAACUUUUGGUUUUCCCUAAAGACGUCUCUAUGAGGCCUACAUGGAGUUUCUAUGCAGGUUCAUACAAUCAGGGUGUUUAAAUUGCUUGAAUGUUGCCCGCACCGGAUUGUUUAAAACUAUUAGAUUGUGGAACCUGCUAUGGAAGAUUAUACUGUCUAUAUCCUAGACGGAUGUUCAUCGUGAUGCAAUCCCAACAACUUUAUCCACAAUCAUGGACAAUAGGUGUGUAAGAAUUCUUAUGAAGAUUCCAAGGUUAUAAGCCUUUUUUAUCAUGAUUCCAUGAUCAUGGAAUGUUCAAUAGCAUUCAGACUGACUCCAAGGUCUUAUUCCCAGCAGAGCUUCAGUGUAGAACCUCCAUGACCCUGUUUUUCAGAGAUACACUGAAAUUCUGGAAGUAUAUCUGCAAUACGAGUGCGGGACAGUACAAUUGUACAGCCUACAUAAUGACGGGUGAAAAGAGGAUUAAAAGUUUCAAGUUUCUUAUUAAAACAUUUUGUUAUUGAGAAAAUGAGCCUUAAGGUGGGUUCAUAUUCGCGGAAUUUAGGUGAAAUUUUGCGGGCAAAAAAAGAUCAAUUUUCCAUUUGUAAAUCCUGUAGCGAUGUAUGAAGCACAGCUCACACUUGCAAGUCACUUGCUUUCAAAAACGCAGUUUUCUGCUGGUCUGCAUGGUGAACUUGAACAUGAGCUAAAUCUUGCAUGGGGAAAUUUUCCGCCCAUACGCGAAACUCCCAAUUGCACGGAUUUCUAUUGCAAUGAAUGGAAUUUGCCCGCAAAAAAAAUGCACGGAGAAACGGUAAAUGUGACCGCACCUUCAGUCCUGUGAGCCAUUCAGAGCUUGGAAAGUGAUGGACAGGGUAGUGUGUAUUAUUUUUUUUACACACACAAAGACUGCAGAGGUUUCAGGGUUUGUUCAAACAAGCGUACUGUAAAAAUCAGAAAAAAAAAAAAAAAAAAUUGUCUGCAUUUCACAGGAUUAUUAUAGGAUUUCACAGGAAUAUUAUAGGGAAAGUCUUUAAUUCAGUUUUUUAAAUGGCCAUUUGGUUCCUUUGGUGCCAGGAAAUCCUUAAAUAUUUAACACUGACUGGUAAAGCACAUUUUGACGUACCAUUUUACUGGCAGAUAUUGAAUGUGGCUCUUACAGGUUUGUAAUGUUUAUGUGGCAGCUUCACUGUAACAGCAUUUAUUGAAAUCGUACCGACUGAACAUUUGCAUUUCUCCGAUUUGAUUAACGUGUUGAUCUCAGUGAGUGAGUAUUGCUUUUAAUUGACUUUUUUCCUAUCUGGAGAGUAACCAAGCUCAAAGCAUGUAUUAUGAGUGUACAGGCCAUUAUAAUGUUUAAUGAUCAGAAAGAUGGAUUCCUCUACAGCCAUAAUGAAGGGAUGUCACAAGAAGACAUCUCUUCAUACCCCAGCCUAACGCCUCCGCCUCUAAGACAAAUCCAACUAUUCUUCACUCAGCUCGGCAAGGACAAUCUAGAGUUGCAGAAGUUGUAGCCAUAUUUGACUUCUAGAGUUUCUUUGUUAUUCAACAGAGAUUUCUAGAGUUCCAGUAGACAUUCUGCUGUCCGAGUUUCAUUGCUGCUGAUUUGAGUGGGCAGAUUUCAAGGGCCAUGUCACCUGAAUCAACAGACCAUGCUGGUCUUUUAAAUACAGAUGCAGAUCUUGUGCAAGUGGACGUAUUUUCUAUGUGGAAAUAAUGGCUUAUCUGCUUUGAAUUUGGUGGAGAUGACAGUGCUGGAUGAGUGUGUGUGUGUAUGUGUGUGUGUGUGCGUGUGGAGGUGACAGCUCUUGGCAGGUGUAGCACUGCUAUAUCUAAGAUUCCCCCUAAAUGUUUACCUCUGUAACAUAAAUGAGAAUGGCAAAUGAAAAAAUAAAGGUAAUUCUUUGAAUAA
Molecule: messenger RNA, 4638 nt
Organism: Megalobrama amblycephala (Wuchang bream)
Lineage: Eukaryota; Metazoa; Chordata; Actinopteri; Cypriniformes; Xenocyprididae
Gene: fam149b1
Product: family with sequence similarity 149 member B1
Exons: 16
Coding region: 404-2395 (663 amino acids)
Biological process (GO): protein localization to cilium; cilium assembly
Source: RefSeq, a predicted model, not a curated record